GACUUCUUGCAGGAAAUGAACUACCUCAGAUUCUCUUCAUAUAUGCAUAUACAGAUAGAUAUUCCCAAUCUCUUGUCGAGCGUCGCCCGGUCUGCUCUCAAGCAUCGAAGGAAGAAGAUGAACUGGAUCAGCCGAAAGAUGCAUCUCUACAACGUAACCAUGGGCCUCUACAUGCUCGACUGGUGGGAGCGCUGCCUCUUCAAUGUAUUGUUGCUUACUUUGCUUUGGUUUAUCUGCUACAAUGGAUCUCGAUUUGCCACGGAGUUUUACGAAGGCGGCCAUCUGAAGUAUAAACUUUUGGUCGACGGAAGGCUUCCAAAUGGAUGGAGCAUACCAUCCUAAUCAUACUCAACAACAACACAAGAAUGUGAAAGUUCACACAAAACCUGUGGAAGGCAUGCAUUUAUUUCUUCUUGGUUUCUGAGAAAAGAACAACAGGAGACUAUUCCUUUGAUAGUAGUAUGUAAGCAAAUUAUAUUUGUA
This is a messenger RNA of Musa acuminata subsp. malaccensis (wild Malaysian banana), 483 nucleotides long. NCBI's taxonomy places the organism in Eukaryota, Viridiplantae, Streptophyta, Magnoliopsida, Zingiberales, Musaceae. The record is from RefSeq and is a predicted model, not a curated record.